AUGGAGGAUCAUCAUUUUGCAUGGAUUCUCUGGUAUAUAUGGAAGGGUAGAAACAACAAAGUUUUUAGCAAUUUGGAUAUGGACCCGAGAGAUACUCUCAAAUUGGCAGAAACGGAAUCGUUACUUUGGGCGGAAGCGCAAAAUUCCCAGAAUCAGGGAAUGGACCACACUCGGUUACCUGUACCAGUGGCAAUCCCGACUAUACCAGGUAGAUGGUGUUUUACGGACGGAUCCUGGAAAAAUCAGGAUAUAUAUUCAGGACAAGGAUGGUAUAGUACUCUGGAAGGUUUUGAUGGACUAAUAGGAGCAAGGAAUACAAGAGCGAGUCAGUCGCCACUACACUCGGAGAUAGAGGCUCUCAUAUGGGCAAUGGAAUGCAUGAGGAACCUUAGACAGUUCCGGGUUACUUUUGCAACGGAUUGCGCUCAAUUGAUGAAGAUGGUUUCGGAACCAGAGGAGUGGCCAGCCUUUGCAAGCUAUUUGGAAGACAUAACAUUUUUGAAGACAAGUUUCAACAGCUCAGAGAUCAUUCAUAUACCACGAACACAUAACUCAAGGGCGGACAGUCUUGCACGCAGUGCAAGGAAACAACCGUUGUCUGUCGUUCAUAUGGAUGCAAAGCUACCAGUGUGGUUUGCAGAAUCUAUAUGA
Brassica napus (rape) is the source of this 651-nucleotide messenger RNA. RefSeq lists its product as uncharacterized. Gene Ontology annotation, molecular function: RNA-DNA hybrid ribonuclease activity; nucleic acid binding. The record is from RefSeq and is a predicted model, not a curated record. Bases 1 to 651 code for a protein of 216 amino acids. The transcript has a single exon. Lineage: Eukaryota; Viridiplantae; Streptophyta; Magnoliopsida; Brassicales; Brassicaceae.